CAGUCACACACGGCAGACACACACUGCCACCAGUGUCUUUGUGAAGCAUUAUGUUUGGCAGGCGAUUGUAUUGUGCUGUGUGUCGUGUGUACUUUUGCUGAUUAAAAUCCUUUCCCGCUCCAUUUGUUUUCCCAAACGCCAUCGUUGUGGAGUGGGAAGGGGUGAGGAGUGUGUGAGUUGAUAUAGUGCAAAGGCAAUCAUCGUGCAAAUACUACAAUACCUAGAAGAAACAGUAGUGGUGGUGCAGUGAAAGAUCAAUCAAUUUCUUUGUGUGCGAAAAGUGUGUUGUGUGUGUCUACGCUUCCUUGCAGAAGCUGAAGUGCUUUGUGUGAGUGAGUGUGCGCGCGCGUGUGAGUGGGGGAGAGGGCACGGCUCUCUAAACACACAAUGGUGCCGGCGAAAGGAUUUCUGCUUACGCUGCUGGUAGUGCUGGUUGCUAGCAGCAGCUUCAGCAGCCACCAUCAGGUGAAGGGCGAAAAGUACGAGGACGAAGAUGAUUACUACGAUUCAAGAGAACGCGUCUUGGAAAACUCGUACCACGGCUUGAUAAAGGAAAAUGAAACGUUCGUCGAGAUCACGCCACUGAUCAAGGUGGACGAGACGAAAAUCUGCGGCUUUCACAUAAUCAAAAAGAACAAGGAAAUUCCCUUUCAGAUUGAGCUUGUGAACGAGCUUGGCAUUCUGAAAGCAAAAAAGACACUGAACUGCGAAAAGCGGAAAAACUACAAAUUUGACAUUACCGCCGUUUUCUGCGAUGGAUCACAUUCGAAGAGCGCGAGCGUACAUAUCUCCGUGAUUGACAUUAAUGAAUAUUCGCCCACAUUCCUGCAGCCCUCAUACGUCACAGAGGUUGACGAGGGCCGCCUCUAUCAGGAGAUAAUCCGCGUCGAAGCAACGGACAAGGACUGUACGCCCCUGUUCGGCGAUGUGUGCAAGUACGAGAUCCUCACCAACGACCAGCCGUUCACGAUCGACAACGAGGGCUCGAUACGCAACACGGAACCGCUCUCGCACAAGAUCUCGCACAAUCACAUCCUCUCGGUGGUGGCGUACGACUGUGCGAUGAAGCAGUCCGCCCCGGUCAUGGUGAACAUUCGCGUGCGGCGCGUCUGCGAGGCGCACGUGAUGGGUGUGGCCGAGCGCAUCGACUACGUCGCUAACUCCAUGGAGAGUGUGUCGCUGUUCCCGAAGAUUCACCUCGAGCUGUGCGAUAUGCAGUGCAAGGGCGAGGACAUGGUCAUCCAGUCGUCGGUGUCGCUCAAAACCAAGCACAUCGCGUUCGGUUGCGAUCGGGACGCGAGCCAGUGUUUGCGCCGGCUGAGCGAAAGCGGCAGUGGCCGGGAGCGGGACGGCGAUGGGCUGGUCGAUUUGCUGCAGAAGAACACGGACUGGACGAAGGAUCUGACGUACGACGAGGGGGCGGAAGCGAUCUUCCACUUUGACGGUAGCUCGGGCGCGAUCGUGCCGAAGAAUGUGGUACAGCCGCAGGACUUUGCCGCGCACCAGUUCAGCAUCGUGACGAUGUUCCGGCACAACAGCAUCGUGAGCACGGACAAGCACACGAAGGAGCACAUCGUGUGCAGCGCGGACGACCACAAGAUGAACCGCCACCAUAUGGCGCUGUUUGUGCGCAACUGCCGGCUGAUACUGCUGCUGCGCAAGGACUUUAACGACGGCGAUUUGAACAUCUUCAGCCCGGCCGAGUGGCGCUGGAAGAUACCGCAGGUGUGCGACAACGAGUGGCACCACUACACGAUCAACGUGGAUCUGCCGAAGGUGGACCUGUACAUCGAUGGCAUUCGGUUCGAGAGCAACGUGGAGGACCGGCACAGCAAUCCGGAGGUGAUCGACGACUGGCCGCUGCAUGCGGCGCACGGCAUUAACACGACGCUUGCGAUCGGCGCUUGCUACCAGGGGUCGGAGAACCGGCUGAAGCACGGGUUCAGUGGGGAUAUUGCGGAGAUUAAGCUGUCCACGCGCAAGGUGCUGACGGCGAGCCAGAUCCGGUGCGGUACGGACUGUGCGGAGAAGUUGCUGCCACCGGCCGACCACUACCUGGAGCCGGAGCAGCAGAUCCAGUCGAACACGCAGAUGAACAAGAUCAUCAUCGAGGGCAGCAACAAGACGAACAUCGAGCAGCUGCUGCAGCAGAUCCAGUACAUCAACUCGAAGGAAAGCCCCACGAUCGGGCGCCGCAACAUCCAGGUGAUGACGACGGUCAGCUGCCCGAACAAGAAGGCGAUCCGGCUGCCGACGAUCGACACGUACAUUAUGGUCAGCUCGGCGGGCAGCAGCCUGUCCGGGGGCAGUAUGCUUGCGUCGGCCACCUCCUCGUCCUCCUCGUCCGGGUUGUACAACAAGAUACUGGUGGAUAAGCCGCUCGCCACCGACCAGAAGCCGCAGAUCGUGAUCAGCGGCAACUCGAACCAUCUCGUCUCGUACCCGGACAUUAAGGAGGGCGUCAAGAUACUGGCGCAGAUCAACAUCAGCGUCUACACUGGGAAGGAUAUUCGGCCCGAGCUGCAGAAGCUCGAUUCGUGCAAUGUGAACGUGUUCCCGAGCCUGAACCCGGACCACGAGGAGAUUACGAUCGACGAUAAGGACGGUGCGGACGAGUCGCUGUUCAAGUUCGACAUCAAAACGCAGAUCAGCAAGGAGGGCGUCGAGAUGAUCGGGUACGACACGAUCGAGAACUACCAGCACGUGCUGAAGUCGCUCGUGUACAUCAACAAGAAGCCGGCGUACUACCUGAACCGGGUGUUCAAGCUGACCUGCUCCCAGGUGGACGACCACUUCCGCAGCGCGGAGUACACGCUCACCCUGACCGUGCUGCAUCCGAAGCAGCAGCCGACCUCGUCGAUUGCUUCCGCCUCCGCUCCAUCCUCCAAUGUGUUGCUGGCCAUCUCGACCGCCCCAUCGGAGCAGCAUCCAGCCGUUGCGGUCGAUUCGCAUGACAAUGCCAACCAGUACGCGCACGUGAUGCUCCACUCGCACGACGUCCAGGAGUCGCAGUCGAAGGUGCGCAGCAGUGGCGGCGCCGCCCUGCUCGGCCACGAGAAGCUCGCCUCGUCCCACUCGACCAUGUUGAUCGUGGUCAUCUGCGGCUCGUUCGUGCUGCUCAUCUGCGGCGUCGGCAUCGCCCGUCUGCGCAACAGCAACGCGGCCCUGGCGGGCGGCAGUAGCGGCCAUGGUGCAGCGGGCGGCGUGUCCGGCGGCAGUGCGUUCGCGCGCAACCUCACCGACAAGCAUCUGCCGUGCCCGAAGGUUGCGCCGGACCAGCAGCUCGACUGGGACGAUUCGGCGCUCACCAUCACCAUCAACCCGAUGCAGCACGACGCCCUGUCGGACGAGAGCUCCGAGUCGGACAACUCCGACUCCGAGGACGAGGAGGUGCUGAACGGGCGCUACAAAAACGUCAGCCAGCUCGAGUGGGACAACUCCACAAUCUAAAUGGAAUAUAUCAAAUAUUUUAAAGUAUGACAGAUUUAUUACAAACAAACAUCCACAACAAGCAGCUGGCGCAAAAUUGCAAACAGAAAAAAAAACACACACACAAUUCCCCUCUUCCCUUCCUCCUCUCCUGCUGCUGCAUCAUUAUCAACCCGCGAGGCAGUGUAGUCAGCAGCAGCAGCAACAGAACAGUGGAGUGGCCAUUCAUUUGCAAGCAAAAAGCCCCUCUCCCGGCUCUCCGAGUACCACCAUACAGGCUAAAAACUACACCUCUAAAAAUAUAUAUACAACUGAACAUAUAGAUAUAUAUACAUACAUGAAUUAUAUCAGCAGCUCUAUACUCUCAUGCAUACCGGAAAAGAACAUUAUCCCCCCAUUUUCCCUCCGCUUUCGACGCAACAAGGUUAAAGCAUAAAACCACAAAUACACACACUCAGCAGCAGCAGCAGCAGCAGCAGCAUUGCGUGGAAUUUAAGUGCGACAAGCUGGUGUGGUGAACAAAUUUAAUAACUUCUGACCAUCCCAUCCCGCAUCCCCACCCCAGUGAGCAAAACCAAGCCCACAGGCCGGCCCGAAAGAUACCAGAACAAUCGGACAAAUCACCACACCAACCAACCAAACACGGGACGACCAUCACACGGGAAUGGUCACUUGCAGGCUGCUUCUUUGCCCUCAAAGGGCUGACGGGGACGAGGAGAGUGUAAAAGCACCAGCCACCAGCACCGGAAAACAAUACGCAAUGUACUUACAAUGCUGCACAACAAUGUGCAUAACGCAAAUGCAUGCAAAUGAGUGGUAAACAAAAUGUUCCAAACUACUCCCCUCAUCCAGUGAGCCGAAGCCGCCGCUACGGCGAUUUCGAUUCCGUUUUUUUUUUGUCGGCCAUUGCUCGGGAAAGCAGAACAGAGGGCAGAAGAGUGCGGUGCAGAACAAUUCCACGCACACGAGCGCAGCUGCCGUGCGGCGCCAUUCAUUUAAAAAAAAAAACAAGAAACAACCACAAAAGUCUAGAAAUCAGCUUAAUAAUAUGAAAAAAACACACAAAUGGAUUCUAUAUUAUUAAAAUAAAAGAAAAGUCUACAAGAGAGAAACAAAAUGUAGCUAUACGGUACAUUGGGAGGGUAAGGAGAAAAAACGGGAUGCAAGUAGAGAAGAGGGAAAGGAGAAAAUGAAAAGAGGAAGAAAAAAGAAGGAAAGACGUAAUAGCUAAAAGGAUGUAGCCGAAGGAUAAACGUAAAACGUGUGUGUGUGUAAUAGUGUGUGAGAUGUAUAAAAUUGAUUAAACAGAAACAAAACAAUGGAUGUAGGAAGAAGGAGAUGGUGAAAAACACAGCAACACAAACAGAACACACAAAAAGGUCAUUUAUUCAUGUGCAACACAGUCCGUCUCUGCGUGUAAUGAGUGUCUGUGUAAUUUUGUUUUUAGUGUGCGCGUGUCCCUUAUAUACUGCUGAGCCAGUUCCAGGAUGGCCACGCCAGCAGGAAACCAGCACGCACACACACAUACGUAUUUCGUACGAUUAGUAGUGGAAAAUAGGGAGAAAUGAAGCGAACAGCACACAUCCACACAGCACAGAAACAUUUUAUGAUAAGACGACUACUAAACCUAUCAUUAGUACUAUCGGCGCUAUUACUUCACUACUGGUAUAUCCUCCACGUGAGUAUACUGGCUACUACUCACGGUGUAACAGACAUCCAGCUAUGUCGCAGCUUUUCCCGCACUCCUGCGAAGUAAACCGGCACACCGACUUUGUUGGGGAUAUCGUUAUUGCUGAGGUCAUUCCAGCGCACUUACUUCACAAUACGAGCGCGAAAAAGAAAAAAGGCGAGAAGAAACCCUGCAGCAAUGGACCCACACAAAUGAGAGUGUCACUUUUUGUCGACUCUGCAACCCUUCCGUCAACUGCGGAACCUGCAGUGAAAAAUCAUCAACCGCUGGAGGACGCAGCCACACCAUGCUGGAUUAAUUUCUUUACCAAGAACGAACCGAACGCACGACGCACAAUGACGCAAAACGAUGCCCCGGGAAAGCUGCUUUGUUAUUGUACUGUUUGUUUGCCCUUGCUCGUGUUAGAUUCGUGUGGUGUCCCCUCAGAUUAAGAGUUGCGAGAUGUGUGUAGUGCGUAUAACGAGAGUCAUUAAAUUGCCGAAGGCUUUUGUGGAAGAAAACUAGAGAAAAGUGUCUGUUGAGGACACCCUAGAUUUAUUUUGUCAGUUUUUUUGUUUUAAUUUUACAGGCAUUCAGGCGCAUAGUAUUUUCAAAUCAGCAGAGACCUCUACGAUCUCUAGCUCGGCAAAACGGAUGUUCAUUUUAUAAUUUGCACGCUUCAAACCCAGCCUGAGGAUUGAGUUUUCACAAGUGUGCCCGUGUUGAUGCACUGUGUGAGUGUGAUUUUAGUAAAUCAAGUGGUCGUUUCUUUAUGUAAACUGCCAAUUAUUUCCUGUAAGACACAGUUCGCAGAGAGUGUUUUUCGCAUAAAAGGAUGGCGUUAGAAUUAUAAGCUUUUUUCUUAAAAUCCUAUUUUCCAUCCAUCCUUCAUGCUGUGUGAGCUCCUCCAUAGCAUUGGAAGGGCGUUUUUACCCCAAAAUCCCAUUUAAUGCACGCCGCUCGGUGGUUUCAUUUGCUGCUCCGGAAGGACACACAAACGUUGCACCUCCCAUCACCACCACCACCACCACCUUCUCAUACUUGCUGUACAUUUUUAUCACAUUGUUUCCUGUUUUGUUUCAUGGUUUUUCUUUUGCUUUGCGUUGUAGAACCAUUCGUCGAAGCGUGUGAAAUGAUGUUAGAGAAGAAAGGGCGUAUGAAACACACGAUCACGUGUGAAACAAAACAAAAUAAACAAAAACUGUUCUUCAUUAAAUGGCCAUUCAACAAUUUGUAGCGGCGCUAGGUGGAAGAAACUACACACACACGCGCGCAAAACAAGAAGUAUUGUAAAUGGAAGUAUAACAAAUAAAGAAGCGAUGGAAAAACAAGCGAAAACACAAAACACAACGGUUCGGUUGAAAACAAUUGCUAGUAGAAGGAAGUUGAGAAUUCUGGAAGAAGAGAGGCGAGAAAAGCGGAAAGGAAACUGAUCGCAUUUGUGUAAGUGUGUCCUUGCAGUGUGGUAGCAAUUAAGCCUGUAAUAUCGUAGUAGUAACGUUAAUCCUCUCCUGUUCCAUGUCAUUCUGUUUCUUUCCAACUUUCCUUUACUUUCUCUCCUUGCCCCAUAACUCACGCAUUAACAUAUCGUACUUAUCGGUAAGCUUAUUUAGCGAAAGGUAAAACCCCACAGCUAACAAAGAAAAACUCAGUGCAUCCGGUGCAAUUGUGUCCCAUAUGUAUGUCCGUAUGUAUGUAAGUGUGCAUGUGUGUAUGUGUGUGUUAGUGUGCGUACGGGAGAUUGUGUGUGUAUGAUAAGAUUAUAUACGCGCCACGCGGCACCAGAUGAAGAACAUAGCCUAGUAAUAAGGGAUAGUAAAGGUGCGGUACCUUUUUCUGCGGGUUGAAGUUUAUCGUGUUUGUCGUGAUCGCAAUCGAACACAAGAGAGCUGGAACUGACCGAAGGGAAAGGAUUUUCGUCCGAAAGGUAGGGUAAUAAUCUCUUAGUAAUUAGAUCUACAUUAAUGUUACUUCCUUCUUUUAAUGCUUUUUUUUUUAAUCCAACUUUUUGUUUCUUUUUUUUAGAAAAUCAAUCACUCGUGGAAUAUGUAAUCACAAAUAAAAGAAAUAUUAUCCUCUACUCCAACAAAAGCAUGUAAAACAUCUCCCCUUUUUGGCAUAUUGUGGAAGCACUAUUGUAAGCAGUUGAUUCCGCUUGAUAAUGCUGUUUUUCGUCCCCGACUGUAAUUGGCUUCACCGGAAUUGGUACGAACCAAUGAACCGCGUAUAGUAGGCGGCGACAAGAUUGAUCGAAUAGUAACCGCGCGGCCACAUGAGGUGAAAUAUACAGCGAAAUGAACUAUUUGACAGGCGAAAUAUCUGUCAGAUAACGCAUCACAGCAACCAGGUGAUGUGCAAUGUAAACAAAUAACGUGCACCAAGUCGUAACUAAUUCCAUUAAAGAACUUCAAUGUUAAAUAUUUCGUUAAUUUUCAUUCAACAAUUCAUCAUAUCUUUCAUUUUGGGAAUGUUAUGCUUAAGAAGAUAUCCUUUUAAAGUUACUUUCGAAAGCGGAUGUUGUAUCACCCGCAACCCUUUAGCAGCAGCUGUCAGAUAUUUCACCUGUCAAAUAGUUCAUUUCGCUGUAUAUUUCAUCUCAUGUGGCCGCGCGGUAAGAAAAAAUAUUGCGUUCCAUCACAGUAGACGACGGUUUGCAUUCGUUUCAGUCACACAAUUGCUCUCCUCUCCCCCUCUCUGCCUCUCUUUCUUUCUCUGUCACACAAACACACACGCACAGAAUCUUUCUCUCUUUCAGCUCAGAAACCGUCCAGGGAAUGAGAAUGUGGAAGUGUAAGGAAAUUGGAAAUGAAGAAAUAAAGAGUUCCACAAUCAAGAACAGGCAAACUUGAUAGCAUUUCGUUUCUCCUAAAACCAAAACACCUAGCUCGAACCAACCUACACAACACAAUCAGAGGAUGUAGAAUUAAUGUUUGCAGUAGCUUCUUCUGUUUAAUGUAAAGUGUUUACUAUUUCAAAAAACACGGAGGGAAAAAGAUGAGUGACGUAAAAGCUAAGCUAAUACUCUAAAAAUCCCCCAAGAAUUGAAUAUAUUUAAAUGCAAUUGUUCAUAUUGAAACUAACAACACAGCAGCGUAAAAUCAAGUGCUAAUUUUGGAUGUAUCAUUGUGAGUUUGUGUCCAUUUGGGACAUGGUUGAAGCGAGCAAAAAAGCACAACCAACCUAUAAGCAGUUUUUUGAUGCGAUGUAACUUAUUUGCAAGACAUAUGGAAAAAAACAAAAGAAAAAGAAAAUAAUUAAAGCAAGUAAAGUAAAUAAGUGAAAGUAAGAUUACAGAACAAAAUGUAACACAAGAGUAAGCAAGCGAAAGUGAAAAAAAAAAAACAGAAAAAAUGGCUCACACAAGAGUAAGAAAGUAAACAAACAAUGUAACAAACUAAAUGGUACAGUUUGACAUUUGUCUAAAGGAUGCGAAUGAAACGUUAUAAUUAAAAAAAGUCAAAUUUGUUCUUUAAAACCACUCAGCAGGACAUCGUGAAGGGAUGGUUAAAUGGUAAAACACAGAAUAAAAUAGUAAAAAAAAAAACAGGAAAAACCCGCAAAUCGCAGAGCGAAAUCACUUGCAUUGUUGAGUAACUAGCAAAGAAAGGAAGGGAAGAAAGGAAAGCAAGAGGUAAAAAAGAUCAGAUAGCAUUAUAUAAAAAGAACACACAAAACACACACAUACAAGUAUAUAUAUAUAUAAAUGUAUGAUGCAAAAACCAUUGCAAACCAAACGCCGGCAAAAAAAAGAAACAAUUAUAAAUAACACUCCAAUAUGAUGAUGGCUUGUUUUCUUGUUUCGCAAGUGAAUCCCCCCUAUAAUCCACCUAUAUAAACGAGAAAACCAAAAACGCAAAGAAAUAUUCAUAAAGACCGUAGAAUAAUAAAGCAAAGAGUAGCAGCAGCGUGCAAGAUGGACUUGGUUUUGGUCUGUGCGAGAGGUUUUAUAGUAAAAAGAAAGGAGUAUAGAAAAAGCCCGUUAUUUUGCCCGUAGUUUAAAAACCUGUGUGUGUAUGUGUGUGGUUUUCUGUUGCCAGAUAGAUCUUCUUCGGAAAGGGCAAAAUAGAGUAAAAGGAACACAGGAAACGAGCUUCGCUGAAGUACUUAUUUUGCGUAGCAGUCUAAUGGACAAGCAAAUGAUGCAUAUAAAGCAAAGAAACAACUGGAUAAAACCAAAAACCCGAAAAUAGUUCACUUACAAUCAAUUUCAAACAGCAAAGAAAAGCAGAAUAAAUCGUCAAAUUCUUUCACCUUUUGCCCAUAGAUAGAAUAAAAUCGGGUAAACGUUUCCGCUUUUGGCAGGG
Molecule: messenger RNA, 9402 nt
Organism: Anopheles merus
Lineage: Eukaryota; Metazoa; Arthropoda; Insecta; Diptera; Culicidae
Gene: Cals
Product: calsyntenin-1
Exons: 9
Coding region: 388-3450 (1020 amino acids)
Biological process (GO): positive regulation of synaptic transmission; homophilic cell-cell adhesion; positive regulation of synapse assembly
Cellular component (GO): cell surface; postsynaptic membrane
Molecular function (GO): X11-like protein binding; calcium ion binding; amyloid-beta binding
Source: RefSeq, a predicted model, not a curated record